Molecule: messenger RNA, 384 nt
Organism: Drosophila teissieri
Lineage: Eukaryota; Metazoa; Arthropoda; Insecta; Diptera; Drosophilidae
Exons: 1
Coding region: 97-363 (88 amino acids)
Source: RefSeq, a predicted model, not a curated record
AUAUAGAACAUUUUCAUUCGCUCUGCAAACGCAGUGGUAGUCAGUGAGUUAGUAAAAAUCCGGUAAAGUCAACUUGACAGCAAUCCCUGCACAAAAAUGGACUAUACUAUUGCCAUGAAUCAUUUGGCGGAAUCCGACAAGGAGAAGAGGCAAUUUAAGUUGAAAAUUACGGAGCUCGAGCACCAAAUGAAAAUGGAAAAGGAUCCAGCUCGCGCCAAGUUGAUCGGGGAGCACAUUGAGCAAUUGAAGAAACUGGAUGAGGAGACCCAAAAGGAGAACUUGGAAAUUGCCAAGAACAACGCGAUGGUACUAACGGCGAAUAAUAAGUUUAGAUUGGCGUACGAUCUUAUUAACAAUUUUUAAAUAAAACUGUUAAGCUUCUAA